Rubroshorea leprosula is the source of this 798-nucleotide messenger RNA. The record is from the annotation of a GenBank genome assembly. Lineage: Eukaryota; Viridiplantae; Streptophyta; Magnoliopsida; Malvales; Dipterocarpaceae.
CUUUUGCUCUUCCCGACCCUGCUGCACCCGAAAGAAAAAAAAAAAGGAACCCAGCCAUGCCUUGGAAAACCGGUGAGAAAGCUUGGUUUUUGGCAUUCUUUUCUUGCUCUAGAACAAGAUUGGAACCUAGAAAUUCCCCCCCUGCUGGAAAAUCCGGAUCUGCUUUGCUCUGUCCGCCAGCUACUCUUGUUGUGGGGGCGAAAUUCUUCAAAUUCUGCCUGUGAGCUUCUCCCCAAAUUCCCGCCGGCCUCUUCCCCCUGCCAGGUUCGGUGCUGCUGCUGGGAAAAUUCUGGUAUGUUGACAGCUCCAAGCCCGAAAUUUUAUUAGUUAAUUACUGCCCCAUAAGCUGUCCGAAUGUUUGCUAAAUUAGGGGAUAAUUUCGGUAGCUUUAGGAUGAGAUUUAAACAUUAAUUCAAGUGGGUUUUUGUUUAAUUUAAGUGUAAAUUGCUUGAGUUGGUUGCUGUGAUUUUUGGAGAGAAAAUCCCAUGAAUUAGCUAGUGUUUUGGCCAAUUUCGGAAAGGAGAUGUCUAUUUCGUUCCCGUACUGUAUCUGUUUUUCGUGAUUGCACUUGUUGGCAUGCUAUAAGUUUAAUUAAGGGCACUCCAUAUUUUACUUACUAAGUUUAUCUCAUAGUUUUCCUUAUCCACCAUUUUAGGAAGUGGAAUUGAGGACGGGGAAACCAUGGGAAGUGACGAGUUAGAAGGCUAGUCAUUUCGAGAUUGACAUAGAUUUUAGAUAUAGAUCCUGAUCUUGUAAACUGGAUUUUAAUUGGAGAUUUUAUAAAUUCAUUGAAUGGAU